Aspergillus tubingensis is the source of this 735-nucleotide messenger RNA. Its product is annotated as dolichyl-phosphate beta-D-mannosyltransferase. Bases 1 to 735 code for a protein of 244 amino acids. The transcript has 2 exons. Gene Ontology annotation, biological process: protein O-linked glycosylation via mannose; GPI anchor biosynthetic process. Gene Ontology annotation, cellular component: endoplasmic reticulum membrane. NCBI's taxonomy places the organism in Eukaryota, Fungi, Ascomycota, Eurotiomycetes, Eurotiales, Aspergillaceae. The record is from RefSeq and is a predicted model, not a curated record. Gene Ontology annotation, molecular function: dolichyl-phosphate beta-D-mannosyltransferase activity.
AUGGGCGCCGAAAACAAAUACUCGGUCAUCCUGCCGACCUACAACGAGCGCAGGAACCUCCCUAUCAUCGUCUGGCUCCUGGAGCGGACCUUUCGCGAGAACAACCUAGACUGGGAAAUCAUCAUCGUCGAUGACGGCAGCCCCGACGGCACCUUGGACAUCGCCAAACAACUCCAAAAGCACUACGGCGCGAACCACAUCCUGCUGCACCCCCGAGCAGGCAAACUCGGUCUAGGAACGGCCUACAUCCACGGCCUCCAAUUCACGACCGGCAACUACGUCAUCAUCAUGGACGCCGACUUCAGCCACCACCCGAAAUUCAUCCCGGAGAUGAUCCGCAUCCAGAAGCUGGGGGACGCCGACAUUGUGACGGGCACACGGUACGCGAGCCGCGAUGGCAUCAAGGGUGGUGUGUACGGAUGGGAUUUGUUCCGCAAGUUUACUUCCCGCACGGCGAAUCUUAUUGCGGAUGUGAUGUUGAUGCCUGGGGUGAGUGAUUUGACGGGCAGUUUUCGGUUGUAUAAGAAGAGUGUGUUGGAGAAGGUUAUUCAUAGUACGCAGAGUAAGGGGUAUAGUUUUCAGAUGGAGAUGAUGGUCCGCGCAAAGGCCAUGGGGUUCAGGGUUGCGGAGUGUCCGAUUACGUUUGUGGAUCGGUUGUAUGGCGAGAGUAAGUUGGGGGGAAGUGAGAUUGUGGAGUAUUUGAAGGGGGUGGUGACGCUUUGGUUGAAGGUUUGA